This is a messenger RNA of Dovyalis caffra, 930 nucleotides long. NCBI's taxonomy places the organism in Eukaryota, Viridiplantae, Streptophyta, Magnoliopsida, Malpighiales, Salicaceae. The record is from the annotation of a GenBank genome assembly.
AUGUGCACAACUAAAUUGUACUGCUUCUUCUGCUCGCCCCCUCCCUCUUUGCGACUUGACCCUCGCAACACCCUUCUCUCUAACCUCAAGCCCACUUUCAUUUUCACUCCUUAUCACAGAAUCAACAACAAUUGUACUAGCUUUGAGGUUGGAUUUCAGGGACAGCAGAAGACACGGAGGAGAUCUAAAGGGGAUCCAACGACAAGGACAGCAGUAGCUAUGCUUCAUCAGAAUCCCGUUGUCUCCGAUUUAAUAGCCACCGGUUUAUCCGCUUCUAUCGCGCUCUCUGUCCUUCGUUUCUUUGAAGAAACUGCUAAACGACAUGUCUUCGACCAGAAACUGAAUAGGAAGCUUGUGCAUGUAAGCAUUGGGUUAGUUUUCAUGCUUUGCUGGCCAAUGUUCAGUUCGGGGCACCGGGGAGCACUUUUGGCAGCUUUUACUCCUGGUGUUAACAUAAUACGAAUGCUUCUUAUUGGAUCUGGAAUGUGGAAAGAUGAAGCCACAGUGAAAUCAAUGAGCAGAUUUGGAGACCGCAGGGAACUUCUUAAGGGACCACUGUACUAUGCCUUAACAAUUACUGUGGCUUGUGCUAUCUAUUGGAGGACUUCCCCUGUUGCAAUUGCAGCAAUAUGCAACCUGGAUUGCAGACAUUGUGGGAAGGCGCUUUGGAAUUCAAAAAUCCCUUACAACAGAAACAAGUCUAUAGCUGGUAGUGUUGCAAUGGCCCUGGCUGGUUUUUUGGCAUCUGUUGGGUUUAUGUAUUAUUUUGCCUCAUUCGGAUAUGUUCAGGAAAGCUGGGAAAUGAUAUUAGGUUUCUUGGUUGUCUCUCUUGCCUCGACUUUUGUGGAAUCACUCCCCAUAAGUACAGAGCUUGAUGAUAACCUAACAGUUACCCUAACUUCUAUAUUGUUGGGGAACCUUGUUUUCUGA